GCUCUUUUCAGAUGAACUGUCACGGUAGUUGUAGUCGGUCUUCCGUGAUACCCUCUGCGACCUUCUACGGUCAGCACGCAUCACACAAACGUGUCGCAUUGUUAGUAAUUCUUUUUAUCUAGUUCUCGUGUAAAUAUAAAUACAUUCUUCUUUAAUGUGUACAUCCUGUGUAAAAACGCAUCGUUUAUACAUUUUGUAAAGCAACUUUUAUAUCAAUUUCGGUUCGCUGUUUUCGCAAAUGUAUCCAAGUGGAAGUAGCGGAAGUCCACUUCUCCGUAAUCUCUUUUGAUAAAGAAGUUUUAAUGGACAAAACAAUUCUCAAGUACAACAAUUACGAACGGAAGUCGUAACGCAAAGCGCCCAGAGGCGUUGUAUCUGAACUCAAGAUUCCGUUUUGUAACAUAAUGACCGCGGAGGGUACCUUGGAGGACCGUCUACCAACAUGGUCGCAGGAUGUGCCUACGGUCCAGGAAGUGAGCGAAAUGAUGAGAAGUUUCGGAAUGUGGGACUACCUGGUUUUCGCGUUCAUGCUGAUGACCUGUGGCCUAGUUGGGAUUUACUUUGGUUUCAUUAAGAAAUCGUCAGGGGAGGACGAAUACCUCGUGGGUGGAAGAAACAUGAAGACCUUCCCCGUCAGUUUGAGUCUAAUAGCCAGCUUCAUAUCUGGAAUCUCAUUACUGGGUACACCGACGGAGGUUUACAUGCAUGGUACCAGCUACCUUUGCAUAUGUUUUGGGGUAAUCAUCGUCGGUUUUGUGAUGUCUGGAAUAUAUUUACCUGUCUUCCAUGAACUUAGACUGACAAGUACCUACGAGUACCUCGAGAAGCGAUUUAAUAAAAAGAUUCGAAUUCUGGGAUCGGUGCUUUUCUCGAUCAGCGUCAUGACAUGGCUUCCUAUCGUUAUUUACGUACCUGCCCUAGCUUUCAAUCAAGUCACUGGGGUGAAUGUGCACAUAGUGACUCCGUUCGUGUGUAUCGUGUGCAUUUUUUACACCUGCGUGGGUGGUUUACGCGCGGUGGUGUGGACCGAUUUCAUUCAAGCCUUCAUAAUGUUCGGUUCUAUGCUAUUGAUCGUUAUCAAGGGGACGAACGACGUGGGUGGAUUAUCAUUGGUGUUGAGGAGAAAUCUGGAAUCUGGAAGGCUCGAGUGGCCCACGACAGAUUGGAAUCCUCUUACGAGGCACACAAUUUGGUCCCUAGUGAUUGGUGGUUUCGUUCACUGGUUGCAAAUAUCCGCUAUCAAUCAAAAUAUGAUACAGCGAUACCUCGCGUUGCCCACGUUGGGAUCGGCUAGAAGAGCACUCUGGUAUUUCAUAGUCGGAGUCUUGAUUUUAAUGGGAACAUGCGGAUACGCGGGAAUGUUAAUAUAUGCCUGGUAUCAUGAGUGUGAUCCACUUACGACCAAGCUAGCAGGUGCGAAGGACCAAUUACUACCACUGCUCGUCAUGAACAUAUUAAGAGACAUGCCAGGACUUCCGGGUCUCUUCGUCGCUGGCGUAUUUAGCGCAGCUUUGAGCUCUCUGUCCACUGGUUUAAACUCCAUGUCCGCGGUGGUGCUGGAAGACUUCGUGAAACCCUUCAGGAAGACACCAUUUACUCCUAAAGUGGCAGAUACUUUAAUGAAACUCACGGUGGUCGUUUUAGGGAUAAUUUGCGUGGCACUCGUGUUCGUUGUCGAGAAAACGGGGUCCCACGUUUUGCAGUUGUCAACGAGCUUGGCGUCCAUUACCAGUGGUCCUUCUCUCGGUAUUUUCAGCAUGGGUGUCCUCUUGCCAUGGGUGAACGCCAAUGGUGCUCUCAUCGGUGGCCUUUCCGGUUUGGGCUUCAUGGGAUGGAUCAGUCUUUCAGCUGAAACAGCGAUCGCCAGUGGGAGAUUGAAGUUCGACGAGAAACCCGUCACGACGGAAGGGUGCUAUUACUCCUUUCCUCAAGUAGAGAAUCUGUUGCUGUUCGAUCCUCCAGAUUCGAUUUUGGAGGACGACGAUUUUCUCCCAGAACCUUUAGCGUUGUAUCGUCUCAGUUACCUUUGGUACACCGUGACAGGUGCAUUGGUGACGAUGAGCGUUGGCCUUGCUGUCAGUCUUAUCUCGUCAGAAAAUGUUGAAAAGCUGGAUCCGAUGCUGCUGGCCCCGAUCAUACGAAAAUUCUUGAAAACGUCCAAUAAAGAAGUUGAACCAGUUGAGCCUGGAAGCUUAGACGUUGGUCUUGAGGUACGAAGAACCAGGGGGGAGGGCACGACCGAGAGCGUAUCAUUGGUCUGACCUUGACCGACGGUUAUUGAUGUUGAUCGAAUCAGAGGUCGACAAACCGUAAGCGACGAAAGUGUUUGGUUGACAAGCUGAAAUAUUAAAUUAGCCGUGCCCGGAAUAUAACAUAAGUUAGGCCAAUCAUGAAAUGUAAGGCACGAAAUGACUCGUGCAGAGCUCGAACAAGUGGAACGCUGACGAACAAGACCGAGCUCAUGAUUACAUGUAGUCUAAUCACUUUAGAUUCGAUUACGGUGGUAUUUUUGUCGAGCUGACUUUCCGCGUAUACAUUUAUUCGGUCGUAGAAAUUAAUUUUUCAUAGAUUUCUUAAAAAUAGGCGUUAUUACCCACUUGAGGAACAAAUAAAUGGACUCUUGUUUUGCUUUAGUCGCGUGUACACAAGCCAAUGCAAUUUUUACCCGUAAAUCAAUUUUGACGAAUGUAUAUGUUGGCUCACUUUAAUGUUGUACAUUUCUUUCACUCUAAAAGGUAUUGUGUUCGUAAGUAAUGGUAAUUUUGAUAUAAAAGCAAAGGUAUACGUACGUGUCAAUAUCCGUCGAGAGGUUGAAUAUAGAGAUAAGAAACUUACUGCCUAACAAUUUAAAUUAAAACCUUCCAGCAUUAAUAAAUAGGAAUAAAUGAGUAACUAGGAAUACAGAUACAUUAAUCUUCGUACCAACAAUAACUUAAAAAAUUUCAAGCCAUUCUAACUAUUGACUAUAAUAAAACUUAUAAUGCAAGAAUAAUAAAAAUGCCUUGACUAUAAGAAAAAUAUAACAAAAGAAUAUGGAAAAAAUCAGUUUGGUAAAAUAUUGUAAUAGUAUCCUGUACAUUUUAGUCUAAAGUGAUUAGGUUAUUAAUCAUCCAAAUUCUAUCGACGAAGAAUUGUUUGAUACCGAAUAUAAACAGGAAUAAAAAGAAGACGAUAUACGUGUUUGCUUGUUUUUUUCUAUUUUUUACAUUUACCCAUAGAUCUAGUAUAUUUCAUACGUGUAUUUCAACGUUGACGAAGAUGUACAAAGACAAAAUAUAUGUGUAUACAUAUAUGUGCAGUAUUAUCCUAAUAAUAUACUAGCUUUCUUUUUAGAGACGUUGUACUUUCACUGGAAAAAUGUGUAACAUUCAAUGCGAGAACGAUGAAACUUUCCCAACGUGUUUUUCCUUCGCUUCCAUUGUUCCUUGUGCGCAAAGGAAAAAAGAAAAGUAAAGAACAAAGGCGCACAGCUUUUUUUCGGGUGGUGAGAGAAUUGUACCUGUAAAUGUAUAUUGUAUUUCCUCUGCAUUAACGAGUCGACAAGCUGAUGGUUAACCAUGAGAUAUAUUUUAUUCGCAGAAAAGAAAAUGGUGUACUAAAAUUAUAAAUAAUCUGAAGUUGUAAAAGAGAAGGAAAUGUUCAUUUGGAAAUACACACAGUCCGCGAGACUUGAUUAUUAUAUUAUUUUACUCAUUCUAAAAAAAAAACAAAAAAAAAACUAUAUUCUUCUUGUAUAAAUCGUCACCAAAGUAUUAAUGAAGCAUUUUCCUUAUGCAUAAAUUAUUUCUUUAUGUUUUAUUUAGCAUGGGUUUAUUCAAAUGACCCAAGCCAACGAUUAAUAUUUCUCUACCGAAUGACUGAAUACUCAACUUCGUAUCUUUACGUUGAAUAGGAUCUAUCAUUUUACAAAACUAGAAUUAAUUAAUUUGUGGUGAAAUAGAACACAGUAUAAGAGAAAAUAAUGAUCGCGUUCAACUAAGAGUCGUGGACUGUAUCAUCACACGUGCCUGAAAGGAAUGCCAGAAAAAUAUUCACUCUACGGUCACUGUAAUGUUUAAUAUAUUGCUAUUACUAUUAUUACGCCUUUACAAUACAAGCUUGUCGUGUAACAAAUAUUUUAAGAUCACUUUUACUGACUGCAGAAGCAUUCGCGAAUCGCGUGACUCGUGCAGUUUCUAUUUAUUUAUAGAGUUGAGCAUCGGAUUACACAAAGAUUUCGAUGUUAAUAUACAAAUCGUCCGGAGAAUAUGUUUGCACGGAUUAAUCAUGUCAAUGUUUAUUCACUUUCACGUAUAAAAAAUUAGGCAGGAAUGUGAUCAGAACACGAGGGUGUUCUGAUGCUUUGUGGAUGAGGAAGACGACAAACUGCACGAGUAUCGUUCGUUUCCAUGAAUCGCAAUGUACAAUCUAAUUAUAAACGUGUUGCGUGUAACAGGUUUUUAUCAAUUAUGUGUCAAGCGCAACGUGUGUCUCGUGAUGAUGGUAUUUCGGAUCGGUAUGAUUAAUUUUGCUAAAAGAAAAGUGCUCGUUACACGAUUUAAACCAAUCGUUCGAUUGAAAAUUGA
Messenger RNA from Hylaeus volcanicus, 4565 nucleotides. Its product is annotated as sodium-coupled monocarboxylate transporter 1-like. The transcript is spliced from 15 exons. Gene Ontology annotation, biological process: sodium ion transport; transmembrane transport. Gene Ontology annotation, cellular component: membrane. Gene Ontology annotation, molecular function: symporter activity. NCBI's taxonomy places the organism in Eukaryota, Metazoa, Arthropoda, Insecta, Hymenoptera, Colletidae. The coding region runs from base 405 to 2261 and encodes 618 amino acids. The record is from RefSeq and is a predicted model, not a curated record.